Clarias gariepinus (North African catfish) is the source of this 1331-nucleotide messenger RNA. RefSeq names its product aldo-keto reductase family 1 member D1-like. The record is from RefSeq and is a predicted model, not a curated record. The coding region runs from base 329 to 1309 and encodes 326 amino acids. The transcript has 10 exons. Gene Ontology annotation, cellular component: cytosol. Gene Ontology annotation, molecular function: aldose reductase (NADPH) activity; Delta4-3-oxosteroid 5beta-reductase activity. Gene Ontology annotation, biological process: bile acid biosynthetic process. NCBI's taxonomy places the organism in Eukaryota, Metazoa, Chordata, Actinopteri, Siluriformes, Clariidae.
UGGAUUCCUGAGGUUGGGGAUAAAAGAAAAGGUUUUCAGGGGUUUUACUUUUACAAGAUGUACAACAAAGCGAACCAGAAUUACUGACUACUAUCAUUAACCGGUUAUCUACUAACUGCCUUUAUUAGUUUUAUAUUUAACUAAUAAUGCACAUUUAAACUUUCUUUGAAGUUGUGGAUCCGAUAAGGGAAUACAAUCUGAUAAAGCAAGUCCUGUUUAUUUGUGCUCAUUUUCCUCGCUUAAACUCCGGGUUGAAGUUCAAAAGACUCAAAAAACUGUCCCGAACUAUACUCGUGUUACUUAGGAGCAGAUAAUUUUUCAUCAUAACAUGGAGCUGACGGCAAAAAGUCAUUCUGUGACCAUGAAUAAUGGGUUGAAAAUCCCUCUUAUGGGUAUAGGCACCUAUGGAGACCCUCAGAAGACUCCCAAAGGAACAGCGUAUAACGCAGUCAAGCUGGCCAUUGAGGUCGGAUACAGGCACAUCGAUGGAGCUUUAGUGUAUUUCAAUGAGCAUGAAGUGGGCCAAGCCAUUCGAGACAAGAUUGCUGAUGGAACAGUAAAGAGAGAGGAUAUUUUCUACUGUGGAAAGUUAUGGAACACAUUUCAUCCUCCUGAGCUUGUAAAGCCAGCACUGGAGCGAACUCUCAAAGCUUUGCAGCUGGACUAUGUGGAUCUCUACAUCAUCGAACUCCCCAUAGCUUUUAAGCCAGGAGAUACUUUCUAUCCAAAAGAUGCAACUGGGAAGUAUAUUUAUCACCACACAGACCUUUGUGCCACAUGGGAGGCAUUAGAGGCAUGUGUAGAUGCAGGGCUGGUAAAAUCCCUCGGAGUGUCUAACUUCAAUAAGCGGCAACUGGAACUGAUCCUGAAUAAGCCAGGUCUAAAGUACAAACCUGUGUCAAAUCAGAUUGAAUGCCACCCAUACUUCACUCAGCCUAAAAUGAUGGACUUUUGUAAGCAGAAUGAAAUUGUAAUUGUUGGAUACAGUCCCCUAGGAACAUCCAGAGACCCAUCUUGGGUAAAUUUAAAGUGUCCCCCUUUGCUGGAGGACAAGAUUCUGGUGUCCAUUGCUAACAAGUAUAAGAAGACCACACCACAGGUUGCACUUAGAUUCAAUGUACAGCGGGGUGUGGUGGUCAUUCCCAAGAGCUUUAACCCAGAGCGCAUCAAGGAGAAUUUUGAGAUAUUUGAUUUUUCUUUGACUGAUGAUGAAAUGAAAGCGAUCGAAGGGCUUAACAAGAACAUUCGCUUUGUGGAGCUUCUCAUGUGGAGUGAUCAUCCUGAAUAUCCAUUCCAUGAGGAAUAUUAAGAUAAUUUUCUAUGAGCAAAAA